Molecule: messenger RNA, 4727 nt
Organism: Podarcis lilfordi (Lilford's wall lizard)
Lineage: Eukaryota; Metazoa; Chordata; Lepidosauria; Squamata; Lacertidae
Source: the annotation of a GenBank genome assembly
GCCCAUAACAGGAGAAAAGCUACUUGCUUUAAAGCAAUUAGUGAAUGAACAAUUAUCGGCAGAUCAUAUUGAGCCUUCAGUUAGCCCCUAUAAUACACCCAUCUUCGUCAUAAAAAAGAAGAGUGGCAAAUGGAGAUUUCUCCAGGAUUUAAGGAAAAUAAACCAAAUCCUUGAACCCAUGGGGCCUUUACAAUGUGGUCUGCCAAAUCCAAAUUUAAUCCCACAUUCUUAUCAAUUGGCUAUAAUAGAUUUGCAAGACUGUUUUUCUCCAUUCCCCUACAGGAAAAAGAUCGUAAAUUAUUUGCUUUCACUGUUCCUGUGUUAAAUAACAGUCAGCCCACGGAACGGUACCAAUGGAAAGUCCUACCACAAGGGAUGUUGAAUUCCCCUACCAUGUGCCAACAUUAUGUGAGCCAAGCCCUCCAGCCCUUUCGUUUGCAGCAUCCACACCUCCUGAUCUGUCAUUAUAUGGAUGACGUGCUUAUUAGUGGGCCACGCCUCCCCCCUCAUUGGAAACAGGAUAUGCAAGCCUGUUUGUCACGUUAUGGUUUGAAAAUUGCCCCAGAAAAGGUUCAGGAAUCAUCUCCUUUUCAUUAUUUGGGACACAAAAUGAUAGCUAGCUAUUCUAUUCCUAUUGUCCCUGAACUUCAUGUUCCAAAAACAAUGAAAUAUGUCCAGCUGCAGCAAUUGCUGGGCAAUAUCAACUGGAUAAGACCCUAUUUUAAAAUUCCCCUUGAAGUUUUACGGCCGCUUUUUUCAGCCUUAAAAGGCCAUCAAUCUCCUGGUGAAAAAAUCACCUUGACUCCCACUCAGCAGGAGACUGUUGCCCAGCUAAAGGAAAUCAUGCGUCUCCACUGGGUUGAUCGAGCUAUUCUUAAUGUUUUGCCUGAUGUAGUCAUAAUGACAGAUUCUGUCCAACCUUUUGCGGCCAUUAUUCAGUUAGGCCCAUCAAAAGUUCACAUAAUUGAAUGGCUGUAUUUACAUCAUACACCAAAGAACACGGUGACUCCUUUAGUGGAUCUCCUUGCUCAGCUCAUCAGCAAGGGACGCCGCCGCUGCAAAAGCCUCUUUGGCACUGACUGCGGCCAACUCAUUGUACCCAUGCCUUUAGAACAAUGGGAAACUGCUCUCUCCACUAGCAUGGAUUUGCAGUGCGCCUUAGCCGAUUUUGUUGGCCAAGUGGAUUGCCAUAUCCCAGCCGACCCUCGCCUGCAAAUGAGCAAACAAUUUUCCCUGUCUUUCUCAACCAUAUUAUCUCCUGUCCCUUUGGACGCCCCUACUGUCUUUACUGACGGAUCCCCCUCCAGGGGGGUAGUUGCCUGGCAACAAGAUGAGGAAUGGCACAGCCUCUACACUCUUCCACAAAAAUCUGCCCAGCGUUCUGAGUUAGCAGCUGCUGUUAAAGCUCUGCACCACUUCUCCAAGCAGCCUUUAAAUUUGGUCGUGGACAGCCUAUAUGUUGCAAAUGUCAUAACUCGUCUACAAGGCAGUUAUGUAAGUCCUUUAUUGGAUGACAAUUUAUUGAGCCUUUUCCUAUCCUUACAAUUACUUCUUUCCACUCGCUCCCACCCUCUAUUUGUGGUGCACAUUCGCUCCCACCAACCUUUCCCUGGCUUCAUCACUGAAGGCAACGCGAAAGCAGAUUCACUGCUUAGAGCUUUGCCUGUUUCCCCUAUUGAAAGUCAUGCUUUCCAUCAUCAAAAUGCGAAAGCCCUUAGCCGCCAGUUCCAAAUCCCGUUGGAAGCGGCACGUGCAAUUAUUCAACAAUGCCCUCAAUGCUCUAAUCAGAUUGGCCACCCCAGCCCUGGUGUUAAUCCCCGUGGGCUGGCAUCCAACCAAUUGUGGCAAAUGGAUGUCACUCACUUCGCCCCUUUUUCACCUUGGAAGUUCAUACAUGUUUGUGUUGAUACGUUCUCUGGCUUUAUUUGGGCCACCCCUCAAAGGGGAGAACAAGUUAAACAUGUUUGCAAUCAUCUUGUUCGUACCAUGUCAGUCAUGGGCAAGCCUCAUUCCCUGAAAACUGACAAUGCCCCAGCGUACUGUGCAAAAACCUUUGCUCAGUUCUGUGAAACUUGGAAUAUUCACCAUUUAUUUGGCAUCCCCUACAAUUCUCAAGGCCAAGCCAUCGUCGAAAGGGCUAAUCGUACCUUAAAAACUGCUCUACAACGCCAGGAAAAGAAGGCCGGUGUCCCAGCCUCCCUUUCCGAAAAGGAAGGCUGGCUGGCCAGUGUUCUCUUUACUCUCAACCAUUUGAAUGUUUCCAUACAGGAUCAUCAAUCUUAUACUCGCCUGCAGAAGCAUUUUCAGCAAACAGAGAUACUCCCAGCCCCACUGGUCCGCUAUAAGAUAUUACCCUCCAACGAGUGGAGUGAACCUGUAAAACUGAUCACCUGGGGAAAGGGUUACGCUGCAGUGUCUACUCCACAGGGUCCUCGCUGGGUUCCCGCACGCUGCAUCCGCCUAUACCAUGGCAUGGCGACAGUCCCUCCCGAAUCCAGUACCGCAGUUCGACCACACACUACGGAUCGCCCAGGCCGCAGCGCCCAGCCCCCCCAGGACUCGCAAGCGGGGAAUCGUAAUGGACCUGUGACAUGGGGCCAAAUAAAAUCACUCUCAUGUCAGGCUGAACAGCUUAGAAAGGAAAAGCAGCUUGAAGCAACCCCUGAGAAUUUGCUUCUGUGUGUUAUUUCCUGCCUUAACAUUAAUUCCAUGACAGUGCUCAUUCUCAUUGCUUUGUUUUUGCCUCUUUCUGCUUCCACUCCUACUAGUGACACCCACGCACCUACAAAUGUGUGGGAAUCUUUUGCAAAGACACUCAAUAUUUCUUCCUUUUGCCUUACCCAACAGGUAUCUAUAGGGGAGAUUCUUGGCUCCUGCCUUAUCCCUGUUUGCCAUGACCCUUUUGAUAUACAAAAUGAUACCUGGUUUUUCUCAUCCCUACCCACAAAUGAUUCUCUCCGCACCCUUGGUUAUUCCGGUUAUUAUGUCUGGGGUAACCAAGUGCGCCGCCGCCCAUCUUUGGCCAUUGAUUUAUCGACCCCAUACGUGGCUUCCUUUAAUGUCACUUGCGCCCGUAUGGUGAAUUGCACAAAAGCCAACUGCGUGAAAAUGGGCACUGAUAAUUUCCACUGCUCUGAUUAUGUAAAUAUUUCCUAUCUGUAUAAAUACACAGAACUACCUGCGGGUUGGUUCUGGUCGUGUCCUGGCUAUACAUUUAAUUACAUUCCUGCAAACAUCAGCCAUGGAACACCCUGUUGUUUAAGCCGUUUGUCUAUUGUAUUACCCAAAAGCAUCAUUUGACCCCUUCUCGACAUCGCCGCUCUAUUGAAUUAACUAAUGAUUGUGAUGAUUCAAUUUCUCUUCCCAGUAGAUCUGAAUAUAUCUCCUUAGCUGUCUCUCUCUUAGGAGUUCCUGGAUUGGCUGUACGCAAUAGUAGAAAUAUUAAUUCUCUAGCUUGUUCUGCAGCAAAAGCGCUGAACUAUACUUCUCAAGCCCUUCACCUUCUGAAUAAAGAGCAAAGUGAACUCCAGCAUGGGCUUUUACAGAACCGCGCCGCGAUAGAUUACUUGCUGAUGCUUCAUCAUUAUGGCUGUGAACAAGUGAAUGACAUGUGCUGUUUCAAUAUUACUGACAAUUCUAGAGCCAUUCAAAGCCAAAUCUCUCAUUUGCAAAAUCUUACACAUCACAUUAAACAGGACGUUGGAUUUUCUGGCCUCUGGGAUUCUUUCACCCAGUGGCUUACUGCUUGGUUGCCUAACCUUACUUGGCUUCGUAGUCUCUUUCAAUAUGCUAUUUUCAUAAUUUCCAUUUUUAUUUUACUAUGCUGUUUCCUCCAAUGCGUUCCCAGCCUCAUGAGUCUUUUCUCUCGGCUUCUCUCCCCCCCUCCACCACCCAGCAAACUGCUUGCUGCUUACAUUGCGAAAUGGCAACACCAACAGUGAACCUUAGGGGAGAUGUGGGCGGAUUUAUUUUGGGCAUGCGCUGGCAAACCACGUAUCCUGAAGUACUUUUGUCCCAUCGACCCUGGCAGGCUUAUUUCGGGCAUUCGCUGGCACACCACUAAUCCCGAAGUAUUUUUGCCUUAUCCACCUGGAAUGCCUCGCAAACAAGAAAAGAAAGGGGGAGAUGAAGGGAAGUUCUCUUUCUGCAGUUCUCUUACUGCACAUAACUGUGGCAUUAUGGGAACUCUUACUAUGCAAUCUUUCUAUGCUUACUAUGAAAACUCUUGCUUCUUUCCUCUUGGAUUCUGGGAAGUCUCCUUCUGCUCUGCACAUACUGUUCCAAACACACCAAGCUCAGGACACCCAAGACAUUCCCUCAAUUCUUCAGUUCAUUCUGAGUUCACGUACAAAAACAACAUGCUCUGUUCUCAAUGCAUAGCUGACCACAUAUACGGACCUUUCACUUAUGAUCAAUCAUUAGUAAUUGUUUUAGUCAUGUUAUAUUAAUCUUAGUUACAAUUUAAUUAGGAGGAUUCAUGCCUGUCUAGUUCCAGCUCCGCUCCCAGUCUUUUGAACUAUCACUGAUUAAUGUAAAAUGUAAUGCCCGCCUUGUACCUAUGUUAACCAAUCAGCAACAAGAUGCUUUGUGUUUGUAUCAGCCAAUCAGCCACAAGCACACCUGUGGCAAUGUUUGUAAUAUUCAAUAAAGAGAGUCCCGGGACUUGCCCCGGGCAGACGCCUCUCCAUUGACACCCACCAUUCGUCUGUCGUGAUUUCAACCCAACA